CCUUCAUCAAUUCCACAUCUUCUCAUCCUCGGUAUCCCUUCCUUCCUUCAUUUCGAUAGCAUCGACAAUACUCUAUCUUGACAGAGCCCAUCAUUCGUUUCACCUUACAUCUCGGCAUAUCGCCAUCUAUUCUCUUUUGGCAACUUUCAAUAGUGUCGGUUUUGGCAAAUUUGAGUGACCCCUUUUUACCAUACAUUCAGGUGUCAUUCUUUGAUUAGGUUCAGAGCUAGAAACUUCUUCCUCAGAGUUCGAUCAUACCAACAAUUACACUGCACAACACUAUCGACCAUCAGAACCCAACAAGAUGCUGUGCAUACCAAAGUCAAACCAUCGGGCAAUGGUAGAUGAAUGCUAUCCUCCACCCAAGAGUUUAGCGAGCAUUGGACCAGAAUACAAGGCGAACAGUAACGAAUUGAGCAAGUUGACAUAUUAUGCAAACCGUAAACCUGAAAAGUUGACAAAAGUGGGAAAGUAUUUGGAAACCAAAGCAAAUGCUGAAUCUAAAGGUGUUUCAGGUUCUGGACAAGCUGCUGAUAAAGCAAAAGGAUCUUUGAUGGUCACUUUGGCAAUCACAAAGGACUUGAUCACCGAAUGUCAUCGCGAUAUCAACUAUUUUGCCUCAUCUGCCGCCAACAUCCUAAAUGCCGCUUUGCAAGGUGCUGCAAAAGGAAAUGCGGGAAAGCGUGAUUUAGACAUCACUGCACGAUCUGCUGCUACCUUUUUCGCUUUGUCCAAUUAUUUGAACUCUGCCUCCAAUUCUCUCGAUGCAGAGAGUACUCGUCAAUACAUCAGUCUGAUUUCGCAAUUUGCAAAAAUUGCCAGCGAACAAGGAGGUGAUAAGGAGAAUCAAAAUCGUGUACGAUUGAUCGGUCUGGGCGCUCUGUCAGGUGCAAUCGGAUCUGAUGCAUUCUACACGCCAUCUUAUACCCAACAGCUUCAGCAAAUCUUGCCAUCCCUCUUGGCAAAUAUUGACUCGAACACAUAUGCAAGUCAGGAUAUCCAAGCUGAAGCUGGAAAGAUUGCAGAAUCAGGUGCAGCCAGCAAGAACGAAUUUGCUGCACAGAGAAAGCCAGUCAAUGCACGCAGUGUGCCCAACUUUGGUUUGACAACAGGAGAAGAAGCUCCUUCGGACGAGUUUGUAACAUCAACUGCUAUGGGAAACAUACAUGCCAUCAUUCACAACGGAGAUGCUUCCCAUGUUCAAGCAUUCGUUGCUGCUCUUGUGGAUUACUUUAAUGGUAAAUUGGGUGCAAGCAGGCAAUGGGCCAACACGGAUUGGUGCUGUUGGGUCACACAAGCAAUCAGCAGCUGGACAGCUUUGCAAUAUCGCUUCAUCAUUCCAACAAACUUUGUCGAAUACCUUGUUGGCGACACUGAUGGCCCGACGGAAGAAAAGCACCACACUUUGGUCGCCAUCAUCACUGCCCUUCUAGGCGGCAAACUCAGCAUGAUCGGUCUUUCUACUUCAGACACCGCCAACAACCUGCUCGGAUUUGCUGUCAGAAAAGUUCACCAAGACAGAAAAGACUCGCUCUUGCCGCCAUUGGUGGGCGCUGUAGGAUCUUUGGGAACUCACAUUUAUUAUGCUGAUCAAUUGAACGAUUUAGCGGAAGAAAUCACUGCAAGAAUUGCAACUAUUGAAUUACCACAGACAGAAGGCACUCAAGGCGGACCUUCUGUCACAUAUACCGAUAGAGAAGAGGCGAAAGAGAGCAUUCGUAUGCUACUUGGAUGCUUUGUCAAGCUGAUCAACACUGCAAAGAGCUCAAGUGGUCAAGUGCAAAGCAACGGUGUUUCAUCAGGUACACGAUCACAAAUUUCGCCAUCAGUUCUACAUCAGACUGCAAGUCUUUUGGCAUCGCCCGAUCAAUGGGUACGACAAUCAUUUGAAGAGGCUCUUUUGGCAUUCCUUGUGAGCGAGGUGCAAAAGACUACAUUAAACGAGGAUGAUCCCUUGUCUGACAGAUUGGGUUCUAAAUUGAGCAUUGAGGCUACUGGUUUCACUCAUUCCUUCUCUGCUGCGUUGUACGUGCUGACGACAAGUCAAGGCUUGCUUGCACCUUCGUCACACAAAGAGAGUCCACUCGAAGCUCUUCCAGCUAUUGAUCGUUCCAACAAGGAAAGAAGAUCGUCUAGCGAAAACGCCAAAAAAGCUGUCCUACCAACCGACAUUGCCGCGCUUGUUCAAAUUCUUGAUAACAUGGUGGAAAGAUUGCCAGUGGCAACAAUCUUGGGUGUCGUGCCUGCAUUGUUGGCUAUCAACAAAGAUUCUUCCUCCUUACCGGAUCCUAGACAAGAUGCAGCGAAUACGCUUGUCAAGAGUGCAUUGAACAAGAUUGGAUCAAUGUGCGGCAUUAGCGGAUUGCAAAACAGUAUUUUCCUCGAUAAGCUUCCAAAUUUCCCACCACAAAAAGGAUCAAAGAUGCAAUCGUUCGAAGAUGCAGGAUUCGGCGGAAGUGGAAGCGGAGGAGGCAGUUCUAUUCGAUCGGAUUCAGUGAUCAGCUCUUUGUCAAAUUGUGUGAAGUUACAACAAGCAACUGAUUUAGACGCAAAAGCAUUGCAAAAUUGGUUCGGACGUGAUUGGAGUGUGCAAAUUGCAGUUGAUGAUUCGUACGUCGGAGCAUCUCCUUUCAAAUCUGCCGAAGAUGAUGUGGCUCCAGGACAAAGUUCAAGCAGAUUUGCAUCACCUGCCGUUGAUCGUGAAGCAGCUGCUCCGGCCAUUAUUACUAAUAGUGAAAGUGGAGUCAGAGUGGAUGACUUGCGACAAGCUUUGGGCAAUCGAUCAUACGGUAAAGCAGAUUAUGGAGGCAAAGCUGAAUCGAUCAGCAACGGAAGUGUCAUUCAAGCAGAAACAAACGGUCAUCUUUUGCCAAACGGAUCUAAUCUGGAUAAACGUACGAGCAGAAGAGCAAGUCGUAAGAUCAGUCAACCUAUCAAAUCACAAGCCGUCAAUGGCGUCACAAAUAGUACCGUUGGAGGUCUUUUGGAUUCCAUGCGUGUGGGAUUGCCGGAAGAAGAAGCCCAGACGAACGGACAAAAGCCAAUGGCUGCUCCGUACGUGCCCUGAUCUGGAUGACUUUCCAGAUUUUUGCUCACAAUCAAAUGCAUACCCAAUUUUUGAAAUUUUCGUCGAACUGAAAUCAACACUGCACAUUCUUUUUCCUCUCGAUAUAGGCUUGAUACAUAUUUGCCAUUCUUUUAUCUUCAUUCACAAUAUACACUUUGCUUGUCAUACCGUCUUUGUCCUUUGCUAUGGGAAGAAAUGCAUAAAAUUGACAUCAUGGAA
Messenger RNA from Meira miltonrushii, 3286 nucleotides. RefSeq lists its product as uncharacterized. Lineage: Eukaryota; Fungi; Basidiomycota; Exobasidiomycetes; Exobasidiales; Brachybasidiaceae. Bases 305 to 3067 code for a protein of 920 amino acids. Gene Ontology annotation, biological process: protein localization to plasma membrane. The record is from RefSeq and is a predicted model, not a curated record. The transcript has a single exon.